AUGCAGCGAGACAAUCGCUCUCGGGACCCCGAGGGAUCUCGCCGCCGGUGGUACGAGUCUCGCGACCGUGAUCCGAGAGAUCAGGGAGAUUCGCGUCAGCAAUCAUCGCUGCCAUCGCAACAACAAUCACAACAUCCACAACAACCAUUACCGCAAAUGUAUCAACAACACUCUCAGCAACGAGCAUAUGACCCUCGACGUUAUGAACAAUCCCCUAUGUAUCAACAGUCACCACAGUAUCCGCAAUUUCCACCACCUCCCCAGCAAUAUCAACAAUCGCAACGCUACUCCAGCGCGCCGCCUCAGCCAGUGCCGGGACAUAAUCACUCUUAUCAACCACAGCAUAAUUCACAACGACCACAGACACCUUCAAGUGUUUUCUCGUCCUCGAGUGACACAUCGACAUCACUAUUAGAUAUCUCGCGAUACAAGGACACGAAACAGUUUGGUGGUGUUUUUGGCACAUUUUUUAAGGCGCCUUCGGACCGGGUCAAACAGCGUCUUCACAGAAAGAAGAAACAGAAGCGUCGUGUGCUCUACUUUGGAAACUCAUCAUCAUCUUCUGUGAACUCUGACCUAGCCUACGGACAGGGAUACGUCCGGCAACCAAAAAGCCGUACACUAAGCCCCCGAAGUCAAAGCCGUGCCUCUGGCCAAGGCUAUGCCUUUUCCCCAGGUCAUGGUCCGACUCAAGGACAUCGACGGCGCAGCUCAGGGGGGUCUGAUCGCGCAUCGCGACCCACGCCUCGGAAGAAGACUGCCGAUGAGGAGAUAAUGGCCCUUGGCCAGCAACUCUCUGACUUAGCACGGCGGUCCAAGGAAGACGAGCAACGCCUAUCCAGCCGAGGAUCAGGCAAGGGUAAGGCGGCUGCUCUAGGACUUGCAGCCGGCGCAGCUAUGGCAUCUGGUUAUGGCCGGCACAAACACGGCUCACGGGGGUUGGGUAGCUCAAAGCAGCGCGUCGAUACCUCGGAUGAUGACUCAGACUGGGAGGAUGCCUCUGACAAUGAGUCGUCUAGUAGUGAUGACGCUGGCUCAGCUGCAGACUCAGAGCUUGCAUAUGGCAUCGUCGGCGAAUCUAUCAAGCCCGCAGUCGGUGCUGCAGCGGCUGCAGGAACUGCAUCUGCCACAACCGCUAUGGCUGGGUCUAGAAGGCCCUCAGGUCAAAGCCCAAUGUUUGACUCUCGGCGAUAUGGAGACCGGGGCUCUAUCGUUGACCCUCGCCUUUUUGGCCCCUACAACUCUCUUCGAGGCUCAAUUAAUACUCCAUGUGGCUUCCGGGACGAGGAACAGGCUGCUGCAUACCGUCGCGAUUCUGCUAGCCUAGAAGCUGGUGGACCAAUUCAUAUGCGAGAUGUGUACCCCGCCCCCAUCUCUGGAACCUACCGAUUCGACGGAGAUCAGUUCCCAAUGUCUGAUGGGCGCCUGGAUUCGUCGACUCGACCCGCGCCGGUUCCCCUGCAACAGCCGGUUCCCAAGCAGGCGGUUUCAUCAAAAGUUUAUAAUGCCGAAAAAUUUGAUGACAUAAACCGCAGGGAGCCUCGGCAGCGCAAAUCCGAGCAGCCAGAUGGAAAGAGCUGGGCAGGAGUUGCUACGGCAGGUCUCGCAGCAGCGGCGGUCGGUACGGCUAUGGUGUCUUCAGCAUCCUCGCGAAAAGACAAUUCUAAGAAUCAUGAUAGUGGGGAACAUGACCGUGCUAAUCGAGACCGUCGUGAGCAAAAGCUCAUCGACCUAGAGCGCCGGAAAGCCCUAGAAGCAGAGGAGCAGAAACUCAAAGAGCUAGAGCAUGCGAAAGCCCAAGAGUUGGAACGGCGAAAAGUCCAAGAUCCGGAACGUCAGAGGCUCGACUGGGAACAACGCCUAGCCCACCAUACCCAGCGACAGGAAACAUUGGAGGAUGAGCGCGAACGAAAUGUGAAAUGGGAGCGUGACUACCGUGGAUCGGAUCCCGAGCCUAUCUUUCCCAGGUAUAACGACGAGCAAAAAUCUUCACGACGAUAUGAUCAUGACGAUACCCCCAAGGAUAGAAUGGAGAAGAAGAAUGUUGGUGUUGUAGAUGUGCCUCAAAGGGAUCAGGGCGGAGUUGAGGCAUUCCAUAUUGAAUCGGGACCGGAGUUUAAAGUGUUACAUGAACCUGUUGUUCAGGCCGACAACAGCGAGCGUGAUGCGACUCAAUAUGGCCGUGACCUUCCUCUACCUAUCGGCGCUGGCCAUCGCCCUCUAAGCGACUCAACUCAACAUGUGCAUGAGACCAUCGAUCCCUUCCAGUACCAAGUUGCGGACGAUGCGUUCACUGUGUCACAAAGAACCACACCUGGGCGCCCCCUUACACCUAAUGUUGUCACCAUUGAGCGCGAGCCUAAUUUUGAUGACUCACCGCCAAGUUCUUCAGCAGCCGACGCUCGGUUAAGCCGACGAGACUCGUUUGAGAUUGAGCGUAUGGUUGACGAGUAUCGUCGUGAGACUCACGAUCCACCACAACGUCGUGAUACCCAAGUCGGUCAUGAGUUUGAAGAGGACGAGCGAAAGGCCAAAUCUAUUCUUGAUGAGGCUAAACAUGCCACAAUUCCUGUUGCAGCUGCCGCAAUAGCAUCCGCCGUUGCAGUCGAACAUGAGCGGUCUCAAGAGCAUGGACACCAUCGCCAAUCAAACGGUAGAUCUCAAGAUGGCUCAAGAGGUCGCAAAGACACUGUGCAGGAGGAAGCUGACAGGUUCUAUCGUGAGGCCUGCAUCGCCCGAAAAAUCGCUUCUGACGAACUACGAUCUCGAAGUGCAUCCCCUGAGCGAUCUGUCGUCGACAAGUGGCAAGAAGAUAAGAAUGACCCAUUCACAAUUGUCACACCGCCGAUCAUGGAAGACAAGCACCCGGACAAGAACAUGUUUGAUGGACCAGAUGCAGAUGUGAAGAUUGAUAACAAGAUAUACCCCCGGGAAGAACGCCAUUUCCGAAACCUGGGUGAUAAUUCUUCUACUGUUGUUUUGAGGUCAAGAGAGCCUUCGCGAGAGCGUCCCGUCCUCAAUCUGAUAUAUCCUACUCCUGCUACAAGUCGCCAACACACGCCUGCUCCUCAAGCACAAGGUGUAAGGCAGGCGGAUGAUGAAGUACCCACGCCUGACGAUGUCAGCAUUCGACCUAAGGGCGAGAUCAUCUCUGCUGGCGAACUCGUGUCUGUUCCUAAAUCUGUCAGCUGGGGCGAGAAUGAGACGAAGAGCUUUGAAGUAGACACACCAGAAAACCGAAGUGAUUCCGACAAUUACUUCCCUACUGAUAAAUCGCCAGACAAGCCUAGGCCGAAGCUAAACAAGGCCAGUCGCUGGGGUAUUCUUGCCGCGGCACUGGCUGGUAGCAGUGCCGAGCCACACAACGAACCUGAUUUCGUAGUGUCAUCCAAAACCUCAGAUAUCCCCAGAAGCUUUCCGGAUGAAGCAAGCAGGGACAUCUCUGUUCACCAGGCUGAAGACGUUUCCGGUGACGAUGUGAUGCACGAACCUCCAAUCCCUGGGCCUAAACCUCCAAGCCCACAUCCUCAACAGAUGCCUGGCGGCUUUGCAGAUGACUUUGAGUUUGCUGCUACUCUUGCUGCGGGCCUGAAGGAUACUGGCUUCAACCCCGACAUCGUCAUUGAUGACCCCUCCUACAGUCGGCGUGACUCUCCUCCAGGUGUCCAAGAGGCAAACGGUGAUUUUCAUGGCAGCACAAAUGGCAGUGCCUGGUACAAGCGACCUUCCGCCGAGGCUGUUCUCGAGCCUAGAAAUGAUGACAUCCCAAAUCUUCUCCCCGAGCAAGGAUUUAUCCUCGGAGAGGUUGAGACCCCUCAGGAACCACCUUUUGAUAAGCAUGAAGGCGAACGUCACUUCGAGCCCGACUCGCCAAAGCCUGAAGAUGUGCCACUUCCUCAAGACAGUUCUGGAACUUGGAAUUCGAGCAAGCGAGACAAGUCCAACGUUGUCGUUGUUCAGGAUGAUGGAAAGAUUGAGAACAUCAAAGCGGAGCCGUCACCUUCAAGGGAGGUCGGUGAAGAGGUAUGGGAAGAUACCACUCGAAAGAGAGGGCAGAAGCAUCGUAAGCGUCACGAUCCCGAUGACAUGAGCCCAAGUAUAUCUUCUACCAAUCACUACGCAAGUGACACACCUGCCAGAGACACCAGAUCUGAUCAUGAAUCUGAGCCGAGGAAUGCCUUUGCAGAAUACGAUCGCAGCCAGAGCUUCGACGCCGCGGAUAUCGCCAAGGUAGCUGUGCCAGCUCUCGCGUUGGGUGCGCUUGCUUCCUCAAGUUCAAGAAUUACACCCUCUCGUGACGUUCGCUCUGAAGACGAGCAAGACGCUCCCAGGAAGUCGCACAAGCCUUGGAAUGACGACGAUUAUUACUAUGACGACAACAGGUCUCGUGUCUCCGCCCCUGUGCAGCCUUCGCACCAUCGCCAUUCAUCUCGAGACAUAUCCUCCCGAGACGUUCGAUCAGACGAUGAGCGAGAAGAUCACAGGCAUCCAAGCAAGCAUAGAAAGGAUCGCGAUUCUCGCGACGAUGCGAGAUAUCGGGAUUCUUCUACACUGGACCCCACUGAUCAACGGUCUAUAAGACGAUCAGCAUCUCGAGAUCGUUCAAGAGAUCAUAGGUCUAGAGAAAGGUCCAGAGAUAGGUCACGGGAUAGAACAAGAGAUCGGUCCCGAGAUCGAUCUCACCAUCGGGAUCGAUCUCACCACAGAAGGCCUGAUGAUGAUGAGCGGCCAAAAAGAUCGAAGCGCCACACCUACAGCAAUGACUCCCCAACCCGGUCAUUAGUUGCUUCCGAAAUCUCUGUUGGUAGUUCAAGCAGCAAGAGAAGCAAGAGGUCGAAACGAAGGAGUGGAGCCGAAGAGGAUUUCGACGACAGCAGAGAGAGCCCAUCGGAUCGAAGACGUGACUUGUUUGACGACCGAGAUGUUAGCUCUGUCGUAUCCGAGUCACGUGGAGAUGACCACCGGCGUGAGAGCGGACAUAGACGCAAGUCUUCGCGUUACGAUGAUGAUGACGACGUGAAAUCGGUUGCAUCCAUGCCUGGGUCAUCCCGCCGGGACAAGGAGUACAAAGAACGCAGAACCCCUGAGAAACGACCAAGCAACAGUGUUCUUUCUAGCCUCUUCAAAUCGCGCAAGGAUAAGAAGGAUUCUUUUUUAGAUAAUGCCGACACCCUUGGCGCGGGUGUCGGCUUAGCGAGUGCAGCGGCUAUUGUUGCGUCUGAUGCUGCUCGUUCCAACGCCGCUGAGACCUCAUCAGAGCACGAGAAUUCUGUCUCUCGUGAUGGCCGGCCUCGUGCGCGCAGCUUCGAACUGGUUGACCCCGAAGUCGUGCCCCGUGUUAUCAAACCAGCCAUUGACCCUCAAUAUGGCGACCUCCUUCCUUUACCUCCCAGCGAACCAACUAGCCCUUCUUCUGGCCCGGAGGAGCUACCCCCUCUUCCUGACAGCAGGCCUGACACCCCCCCCGAGGAGCGUAUCAUACGGCGGGAUUCACGUACCCAUCAGCGACGUCGUAGCGUUUUCGACACGCCCACAAAAUCACCUAGCCGAACCGCUGUUCCUAUCGCCCUUCGUUUAGGUAACAGGUCAAACCCCGCCUCUCCCGUUAGCUUCAAGGCAUCCCCCGCGAGUUCCCCUAUAACGUCUCAUUCCGAUGCCGUAGUCAUGUCAAGGCGAGCAGCUCGACCAACAUCCUGGGACAACAGUAGAGAAAUCAUGCCACUGUAUCUUCUUGAACACUCACGACACCAACAACCUACUACUGGGAACUCACCCGAAUCCGAGUUUCUCAAGCACAGUGACGAUUAUUUCGGCUCUGGUCUUGAUUUUGCCGGCCCUGAUCUUCGUGUUGAUACCGAGUUAUCGGAGCAGCAUCCUAAGGACUCUGUGGCAGGGUCUCAGGAAACAACGCCUCGCGCGGAGUUUAUGCCUACGCUUCCAGGCUCUUUCUCCUCUGAUACUGCCGGAGAGCAUGAGAAGGAACCAACAACUUAUCUCCCGAUGCCUGCAGAUGUCAUCAGCAGGGAAACGGAAACCGAUGUCUCUGCUGCACCGUUGCCCUUUGACGCUUCUGCUACGGCUGUUCCUACCACCCUGGCUUCUCAUGGUCUCUUGGAAGGCCAGCAACAAACUCGCCCACCUGCAGACACAACAGAUAACCUGGCAUCUGCUGAUGAGCAUCUCUCGGACGCUCUCGAGGGUCACCCAGAGCAGAGGUCACCUGGAGAAGCUGUGUUGAAGUCUGCCGCUGAGCCUACUAUUGAGCCUGCUACUAAGCCUGCUACUGAGCCUGUCGCUGAGCCUACUAUUGAGCUUGUCGCUGAGCCUGUUGCCGAGCCUGUCGCUGAGCCUACCUAUGAGCCUGCUACUGAGCCUAUUACUGCAGCCACGAGUGAGACUGCGCACAAUUCUUCUACAGUUUCCGCUGAGGCUGCCACGUCCAAGCAACCUGUAAAUCCUGAAGAAGAUCAAACUGUUGGUGCGAAUGAUGAAGUUCUUGAGCCUUUUCUUGCAGAUUUCUUGGUAGAGGAUAGCACCAAAGGGCUCGCAGUUAGGCACGCAGUUGAAGAUGUCACAGCCCUGUCUCCAGAACUUCCGUCAAAAGCAGUUGAGGAAGCGAGCCCUGAGAUGGUUGAGCUUUUCAAAGACCAGAACGUCAAAACUGUUAUCGACACUACUUAUGAAAACCCCGCAUUCACCAGAGCACCGGACAGCAUAUUUGCCACAGACCCCAUUGUUGAAGCAGUUUCAGGAACUGAUUCCACUACAAAGUCCGCUGCCCAACCUAUGGAAGAGAAGCGAAUUGCCGAUAUUGCUCGCGACAUCAACACCGGGAUGACCAACCCUGAUAUCGAGCCUCAAUCAGUACCAGCUGUUGUUGCCCAUAUGGAGCCUGCUACUCAAGACUCGGAAACACUGCUCGUAAACCCUGGGGACGCUGUUACCCAUCGUGCAGAAAAUGAGAUUACUACCGACGAGUGGUCAACCAUGAACGCAAAGGAUAGGAAAAACAUGAAGAAGAAACUUAAGAAGAAGGGGCUUGAACUGAUCAUCCAAGACUCAUUCAACGUUCCCGUCGCUGCUGCUAGCAAGGAUGAUAAUGCCGUCCUAGGCGACCAGGCUGUGGUAGCGAAUGAAGCUUCUGAAACAAAGCCGGCUAUGCUUGAACUCGAGCCCACCCACGAAUCUACACCUCAACCAUCUCAAGAUCCUUCUGCCGACCUUUUCGCCACUGAAGCCGCGAAGCCCCAAGAGCCUGAGGCUUCGCAUGAGGAGCAGCAUACGAUCGCACAGCCUGAAGAAGUCCAGGAAGUCGUUGAGCAAGACAAACCAGUUAAUUCGAACUUAUUGGUGGACCGGGAAGCGGAAGAGCCAUCAGGAGGGCUAGACACCGCAAUCGAAUCUAUGGUACCAUUAAUAGAGCCUGAGCCCGUAAUCGAAUAUUCUGCCAAUACUCAAGCUACCGCAGAAUCGACUUCCAUCACUGCUUCGCCUGUCGCAGAAACGGUCCUUGAAGAGCAACUGGUGUCUCCAUCCCAAAGCAAGAAGAAAAAGCAGAAGAGCAAGAUUCAACAGCCAUCCAAAGAGGAAGCAAUUUCUGUAGAGUCAACAGUCACCGAGGUUGAAGGCACAGGUCCAGCUGAAAUUUCUGAAGCUGAAAAAGAAGCGUUUGAUGCAUGGACGGAGCCAGUCGCGGUUAUUGAACCCUCUGCCGACCCAUCUGAAACAGUUGCCCAUGUUGACUCAGGUUCUGUGGCGGAAACGCUCACAGAGAUCACUGUUGAGCCUGUCGAUGCAGAUGCAUUCGAUGCCUGGACCCAACCAGAUACCAUGGCUGAAAGCCAAGAUGCUCCAGAGAAGACACAGGAUAAAUCUACAAAAGCCUCCGACCCGGCCUCCGAAUCGCCCACUGUAUCAACACAGGGUGACAGCGCCGCUACGCCCAAGUCAAAGAAGAAGAAAAAGAAGAAGAAGGGCGCCAGAGCCGAUGAUGAGCUAGUGGUGGAGAAACAAGAGAUGCCUCAAACAGGAAAGCCUCUUCAAGUUGGGGACACUGGAGACAAUGAAGUGAUUAAGGAUGUCAAAAGAAGUUCGAUGGAAGAGUCGCCCGUCGUGGUAGCCGUGCCCACCGAUGUUAUUCAAGACAAAGAGGUCCCGAACCCACAGCCUGUUUCGUCACCAAAAGAUACUGAUCAAGUUCUUGAUCGUGGAAAGGCUUCUCCAGUUGAGGCUCCCGAGCCUGGCGACCCUGAGUCAAAAGAGGAUAUCGACUAUCAUCCGACCGUUCGUGAUUCCCAGACUGCCGCCAAAGAUGCACGAAAAGACAGACAAAGUCAAGGGUACUUCCCAUCUGCUCUUCGGGCACUCCCCGCCACGGCUGGAAUUUCCGCUUUCAAGAGAAUGUGGGGAUUCCGGGACCAAGCGCAGUCACAAAAUAAAUCAAGCGAACCUGAAUCUGAUGCUCAGACCCAGCCUGAUGCAGUAAGUGCUGAUAAGUCAGUGGCAACAGGCACUAGGUCUGAUAUUGUCACACCAAAACUUGACCGUGACGUUCCCAGGGAUAAAGAGACUACUAGCGCAAGUGCUAGAAACCCAGAAGUUGCCGACGUCGAGCCAGACUUUCCCACUGUUGAUACCGCCCCCGAUACGCAUGCCAACAAAGCGAGUGGCACCACAUUAUUAGAGCCUCAGAUUUCUGAACCACUUUUCUCGCAAGGAGAUGCACCGGCAGACGAGUCUCAAGAAACUUCUUAUGGACUGAAAUUCUCCCAAGUCGACGAAUCAGUCAAGGCUACAGGGGAUGCUCACCGCGACAUCUUUGCUGAGGAUGAAGUGACUACCACCACGGACAGACAACUCACCGAGACAGCCCCAAUCUCGGCUGUUGAGGGGGACUCCGCCGAAACGUUGAAAGAUGAUGUCAUAGGUCAUCUGGCAACCAGCGUGGUGGCCGCAACAGCUUCUGCUGAUAUCAAGUCCGACGAGAUCAAACAAGAAGAUUCCUCGACGACAGCUACGGCUGAUGAUGUUAAGCCCCCAGUACACGAAGCUACUGAGGCUACGUACAAGGAUUCAACAGUGCCAGCUCGGGCUGAUCUUGGUCAGCUUGUCAAAGAAGAGCCUAUUGUUCCGGUUGAGGAUGAGCAUGUGAGACUUGAGGAAGCAGGCUCAGAAUUGAGCACAAGGCCUGUAGAAGCCAGCACUGAAGAAGUGGCCGAAGGAGAUGCCAGCAAGACAACUGAAGGAGAGAGUGCAAAGUCUAGCGCGGAAGCAAUUGGCGAAACUAACGAGGCCAACGCAACGGGAUUGAAGAAGAAGGCUAAGAAAAACAAGAAGAAGAAGAAGAACCAACCUAGCCAAGAUGAGGCUCCAGAGCAAGAGACCGAAGAUACUACGCUCGUUAAAAUCAGCCAGGAUGUAUCAGGUGCCGAAACAGUAGUAGUGUCUGGCAGAAAGAAUUUUGAUAUUCUGGCGCCAGAUCUCAUGGCUGAAUCUUCCGACUCUAUUGUUGAAAAUACUUUCCUCGACCAGAAACCUGAUGACGAGUCGACACAUGGCGUACUGGACACAUCAGGAGUUAAGGAUCGACCACAGUUUGAUCGGCCAGCCAAGAACGAAUCCUUGGAUACUGCUUCAGUGGGAUCGCAAACCAACGAACGGUUGCAGACCGAUGAUAAGUUGUCUGAGCAUGGCCAUAAGGAAAUGCUGUCGAGUGACGCCGAGCCGGCUGAACCCGAGAUCAAAGAACUACCACAGAUUGAUGACCGCUCAGCGGGGCAUCACGUUCCGGAUCAACUUGGGAUCAGAAAAGAGGCCGUUGAGCCUAAGGUCGAAGAACUAGCGCACAUCAGUGACGAAACAACUAAAUCCGAGCUGAAAGAACAGCUGCAAGCCGAUGGCCAAUCAUCUCGGCCUGAAGCUGAAGAACAGCCCCAAAUCGGUGAUGAAUCGUCUGAGGUUGUGUUUAAGGAACGAUCGCAGACCGAUCUCCCAAUGGGGCCCGAUACCGAAGAACAGACACCCGCAUUUGACAACUCGACUGUUCUUGAUAUCAAUGAUGAAUCACAAACAGCAGGUGUAUCAGCUGGGCCUGAAAUAAGAGGCGAGGCACAGAGUGAGAAACCAGUUAACGAACGUUCACUAGAUGAGCUACCACCGGCCACAGAUGAUGGUUCCCCUCAACUUGCUCUUGAUGAAGUCCUGCCACCAAGGAGACCGGAUGCUCCUCCGCUGGAAGUGGAAGCCGUCAAGGAAGAACCCUCUCUCGCAGCUGGGAACUUUGAGGUGGAGAGCGAGAAGGCAGAGAUCGAAGCUCUCCUCGAGAAGAGAGUGAGGAGGAAAGGGCGACUUUUGAAGAAGGAUCAAGUACGUCUUGCUGCUCUUGAAGAGAGUGCCGCUCAAAGGCUAGCGGCAUCAGCUGUCCCUGAAGUCCGAGAGCAAAUUUCCGAGAAACCGGCGGACAUCAGCAAUGCUGAAGGAUCCCAACAUGAGUCUGAAACAAUCGACACAUCAAAGAAGGCUGUGAGCAUUUUAGACGAUGACAGACUGCACUCAACUGAGGAAGUGCCUACCGCCAGGCCUCCCGAUGUCGUCAAAGUCCGCGCCACCGAAGUUUCGACUGAAAGUGAGACUCGAGAUAUUGGACAACCGACCGAGACUACCGAGGCGGCAACGUCUCUGCCGGCCGUAGAAGUGACCGAGGAAAACAUUGAUGUUAUUAACACGGCUGUGACUACUAAGCCUCAAGAUGCUAUAGAAGCUCCUGAAGGCAACACUUCAGAGCUGACGAGCACUAAGAAGUCAAAGAAAAAGAAGAAGAAGAAAUCGGUCUCUCUUGUUGAGAACGACGAAGUUCAAGGUGCAGCGACACAGAACAGUGAGCCGCCUGUCGUACUAUCUGAGCCCUUGCGCCUCGAUGAAUCCACAACCAGCGUCAACGAAGUACCGGUUGCUGAACCGACUCCCGAGGACGUCUCAAAUGAAGCGCCAUCAAAGGAUUCCCAACAGCCUGACAUACCUCCUGUGAACCAUCCCUUGGAGUCUGUAAACGAGAGUACGGCCAUUGAAGUCGACCCUGAAGCAAAUUCGGCUGCUAUUGUGGAAGAGGCCGAGCUAGAGAUCUCAUCCGUUAAGAAGAGCAAGAAAAAGAAGAAGAAGAAGACUGCCGCUUCUGACGAGCCAGAGAAGCAGCCUGAAGCCGAACCCACUCUCCAAGAAUCUCCCGAGUCAACUUCUAAAGACUUGAUCUCUGAUACAGCCAAGAACUCUGCUCCGCAAGAAGCACAGUCCGACGUUGGCCCGACUGCAGAGUCAAGUGGUAUGGAACCUACAGAAACGACUGCCCAUCAAGAUGAGCCGUCGGCUCCUAUGGAGUCGGAAGUGAUAAACACUGUCGAGACUACCCCAGUAGAUGAUGAGCAGACUCAGCCAGCUGAUGCCAAGACCACCGUAGAAACCCCUUCUGCCAAGGAGCCAACACCAGCCACCGACAAGCCUGAUAUUGUAGCACCCGAUGAGCCUCCCUCCGAAAAUCCUCCCGAAGUCGAGGAACCCGAUUCACCGGCGAAACUGUCAAAGAAGGACAAGAAGAAAAAGAAGAAGGCCGAAAAGAAGAAAGCUGCUCUUGAAGAAGCCCAGGAAACUGAAACUGAGGCUGGCCUUGCUACCUCUUCUCAGGAUGCUGACGUUUCGGUCGAUACUGGAAUCAAUGUCCCAGCCGAAAAUCCUCAAGCCGCGCACGAUGAGACCCCUAAGCAGACCGAUGAAAACGAGACACCUGAUAGCGCGGUUCCUUCGGAGGAUAAAAUGACUCCUCCAGCCGACCAUAUCAAUGUACCAGAUACCGGUAAUUCUGGAGAGCUUCCAAGCGAAGAACUAGCUGGUUCUGAAGACGAGCGGGGUGGGUUAAGCCUCAGUCAAUCCCAGACCGACCAAAAGAAGAAGGCUAAAGACAACGAUUUUGAAAUCCUGCAGGACCCCGAGACCAACCGCCCAACGGAGCCGGAGAUGAUUCCGGAUCCGGAAAAGCAGGACGACGCCGCCGCCGCCGUGGAUAAGGCACAGAGCCAAGGAUCUACGGAGGGCACAAAACGGAAGGAGGACACGAGCAUAACUGGCGACCUUGAAGCCUAUGUCGGGUCCGGGACGAAGCUGAAGCCAGAAUCGGAACCGGGACGGGAACUAGGAGACAGAAAGGAAUUUGCAGGCUUGUCAAAAAAACAGAUCAAGAAAUUGAAGAAAGUCCAGGCUCUGGCUGCUUUGGAUUCCUCCCCCAAACCACAGACGCCCAAGGAAACCGGAGCCUCUGAAGAGGCACGAUCGGAACCAUUGGCUGAAGCUGGAUUGGAAUCUGAAUCAAAGUCCCAGGCUCAAUCCGAACCUGUUGCUCAAAGCUCUACCGAGGCAGAUCCAGAGCCUGACUUUAAGGAUGAGAAAGAAAGACUCCCGGAGAUCGAGGAGAUUGUACCUAUAAUUGAGCCCAUCAUUGAAGCUGAAUCUGAGUCCAAAAAUGAGACUCAAUCUCUGGACAACAACAAUAGUCACUCUCCGACUGGACAAGCGAUUGCCAAGCCUGAAGCUGAUGGCGCCAUUCAGGGAUCACAACUUGACUCCAAGCAGACAACCUCUGGACAGGAUAUCAUUGUUCCUGCGUCGGAGGUUGAUCCUGAGGAUCAAGUUGCUAAUUUUGGUAAAGACCCAAUUACUAACAGUGCAAUUGAGCAGAAGAGCGUGGUGGAAAUCGAUGCGUCAUUAGAGUCUUGGGCUGUGCCAAGACAGACACUCAGAAAAUCUGUUGAUACGAUUGAGGUCUGUGGCUCAGAAUUUGAGGCGGGAAAAGAGGCCGAUGCCGCAACCAAGCCAAAUUUCACGGAAGAGCUCAUCCAAGAAGAUCCCUCGCCCUCUUUCGAAAUGAAGAAUGAUACAACAGACAGCACACAUGCCAGCCUAUCUGAGGAAGCUGCCGCUUCUACGGUCUUCGAAUCUCCUUUGUUGAAUGAGCAUGUAUUGACAGACGCGCCUGUCGGAUCCGAGGAUGAAAUUACUCCAGGACAAGCGAUUGACGAUAAUACUGAGUCUAUUCCACAGCUUCCUGAAGCUUCUGCAAACUCCUAUUCGGACCUCGACUCUAUCGGCGGUAACACUGAUGCUCUACGUGGUUUCAAAAAAGGCGAAACAGAUCAUACCCGGGAACUCAGUGUCACAAACACAGCUGCUUCUGAUAUCGUUGCCUAUGAUGUCUUCACGUCCUCACCACAGCAGAUUGCAACGAAGGCAGUUGAAUCAUCUCCCCUGGACAUAGAGUCUUUCGAGGACCACCCUUCGCCGCCGGACACCGCUGAACAAGCGUCUGAGCGUCUGGAAAUUCCUGAUAUUCCCGCUCAGCCCAACUGGCCAAACUCAACUUCUCAACAGGCUCAUGACCAGUCGCAUGCUUCGCCUAUCUCGCUCACCGUUCAAGCGAUUACCGGUGCAUCCAGUUCAGAGAUAGCACCUACAGCUACUUCCGUCUUUUCAGAGAAUUCAGCAGACCCCAACCACGGUAUGACCGGGGCCCUUGAAAGUUUGUCUGCAGCCGAGAAGAAGGAGUUGACGAAAAAGAAAAGGAACAAGAAUAAGCAGGAGGGCCUCCAUGAAGAUGCCCAUCAGGUGGAGGAGCCGAGCAAACCCGCAGAUGUCGACAUCGCUUCAAACCUCGCAGUCGUUCAUAAGUUGCCAACACCUGCAAAUCCUCCAGCAGACUUCGUGAAACCUCCUGCAUCGACGUCUGACCCAAGAGCAGGAUUGGGAAUAUCUGAUUCCCCUGUGUCUGCCGCAGUAUUCCAAUCCACGAUCCCUCUUCAGAUUACUGCCGACAUAGAAAAUGAGGAACAAGAUCAAUUUACGAAGGAGAUGACGACAAAGGCCUCUUCCGAAUCUCAUCAUGAAGAAUCCUCUUCUGAGCCAUCUCAUAGGCUUGCUAUUUCUCAUCGCGCACUCAAAGCAAUGGAUGGUGUAGGCGUCCAAGAUUUCGAACCAGUCAAUGAGGCCGAUGAGAACCAAGUGGCCGAGGGUCUCGCGACGGCGCAUCCGCGGUCUCGACAAACACCGGUGUCGAUUUCGCCUGAUUCUCCAAACCAGGUGAUGGACACCACAGGCGAUGAAUGCCCUCAUUCCUCAGGCGUUCAGCAAGCUGAGAAUGAGUUUACCGUCGAGGAGUGGGCAGCCUUUUCUUCCAAGGACAGGAAGAAGAUGAAAAAGAAGCUGAGACAGAUAGGUCUCGACCCAAUCAUUCAGUCUUCCUUCGAACCAACUCAUUCAACUGGCAAACCUCUGCCUGAACCUGCGUCUGAAACUAGCCUUCCUACAUCUCAAAUUGAACCAGUCAGUGGUAGUAGUGGUGGACAACUUGCGGAAGAUCCGGAGGCGUCAAUGAUAUCUACCAAUAAAGAUAAUAUUGGGAAGAAAACGACAUUCGAGGUUCUCAAUGAUGGCAUCCACGAGGGCAUUCUCGCAGACGCAGUACCUGCACCUGAGACACGAACAAUCCGCGAGACUACACCAGAUCAACAAAAGCCGCUGAAUGGUGAUACGGGACCUUCUCCUACACAGGGAAUCAGGAGGGAGCCGAGCAAUGACACAAAUACGGAUGACGAAGCUCAGGCUUUGACCGAGACACAAACCAUAGCAGAGACAUACGCAUUUUCUGGAAAAGAGCAACACACGCCUAGUGUGCAGGAAGAUGUUCAUGGUUCUCUAGCGCCCGAGAAUGCAAACAAACAUGAGCCGGGAAGCGAUGGCGUGCCAAUUCUAUUGUCAAAAUGGGAAUCACCGCCGCUGAGUAAGGUGGAUCAAGAAGUGAGAACAGAACAGCCUACUAGCCAAGCACCUCCAGAUUUGGAACACUCGUCCAAAUAUACUCGAGAGAUCGAUGUGGGACUUGUCGGCGCUGCAUAUGCAGUAGAGACGCUGCCACAACAGGAAACAGCAGAAGCCAAUGAUGAGGUGGCAGCAGUUCUAGCAUCUGAACUUUUGCCAGAGGAGAGCAAGGAAAUUGAGGAACACGAUGAGCCUGCCCUUGUUCCAGCCGAGAAUUUCGUCUACAGCGAUGGCCCAGCCAAUUCUACUAGGGCUGAGACGGACCGCGAAGCUUGCCUUCAUUCUGCUGAGCUUGCUCAGAAGCAUCAAAUUGACGGCAAACCUCGGGACGAGUAUGGCGCGGUUCCGUUCGCUCCAUCAAUAGGUCACUCCCCAACCAUGAGCGACCAUCCAGCGCCUGGAGCUUCACAAGAAUCCCCCAAACAAGCGAUGAGCCUUGAUCCGGCUGAAGUCAGUAACAUUGAUAACUCCGCUGAGGUUUCCAGGUCCCAUCUGGACACAGAAGGAAACUCUAGCUUACGAGCCGUUCCUGUCAAAAAGCCUGAUGAAGCUAUGCACACAGGCACACUCACAAGCUUCAAGGAUCUGGAGUUGUUCGAGUCAACGGAACCUCCGCACGAUGUCACCACGCGAUCAGCGACAGAUAUCCCUGAUUCGAGAAAGAACACCUUGGAUGUUUCUCUACUUGAUGCACAUGCUGAGCUGUUCCAAGAAGGUCUUGUCGGCAUUAGACCAGCCGAUGAGAAUGCCAUACUUCCAGAGAAGAAAGAACAGGAGAAGCGGCCAAAGCUGAAUUCGGAUACUACUCCUUUCGUACUAAGCGAUGUCAACAAAGGCUGUGUAGUCUUGGAAGAUGCCCAAACACAACAGGAAUUUCAAAACCAGCCAAAGCCUGCUGAUGCAAUAUUGAACAAUCCUCGUGGAACCAAGCCAGGAACCGGACUUCUGACCACUGACCAGGCUAAAGCAGCACCAGCCGAGUCGGGCGAUAUCUUCUCGGAGCUAGAACCACCAUACGGGGUAAUGCCCAUGACAGCCGCAACUGAGAUCGAAAGUAACUGUCACCCCGCUAUGCCUGACGAAUCAAAUCUACCAUCGAAGCAAGUUGAGGAAGCUGCUCAGAUGGAAGACUCAAUCACAUCGCAUUCCCAGAAUGAUAAGAACACAAAGACGGGCUACGCUUCUGAGACGUUAAUCACAGAAGAGAAAGCUUCCCAAGAGCUAGCAGUCCGGAAACGCAUCGACUUCCCCGGAGCUUCUGGCGGCAAAUCGACUCUGGAUGAUUCAGAUUUCGAUGAUAUGGCCCAAGUAGUUAUGUCCAACCUCUCCCUUGUGCCGGAGACCUCGGAGACCGACCAGGCACCGUAUCAGGCCACACAAGGAAAGCAGCACCUCGAAAGCAAAUACAGGGAUGACUCUGUUGUUGAUUUCAUCAUCGCCCAGAAGGAAGAAGCGCAUGUCCCUCUUCAAGAUUCUGGUACUGGAAAUUUCACUGUCAAAACUGCACAAAGUCCUCCGACAUCGACAGGUAGAUCUUCUGCUUUUGGCAAAGGCGGGCCGUCACUGGCGCAGGUUGAGGCAAAUGCAUCUAUUGGACCCUCACCAGGACAGCUCUCUGAACCUUCACCUGCUGCCGCAGAAGAUCCGCUCGUAAAAUUAGCCCUAAAGAAAAAGAAGCAACGGCAAACGAAUCAUGAAUCUCUCGAGGCAGCAAGAGAAGGGAAUCAAGGACUGCUAUCUAAUCAAGCUAUUUCUGGCCACCCUGUCAACAAACAACUUCUCUCAGAACCGAAUGCCCUAGCUUCCAAAGAGCUUGUGACAACGGAAGUGUUAGACGAUACACGGCCAAUGCUGGUGAAGACGGAAUCUGAGAAUAAGAAAGAAACAGACAAGCAGCCGCAGGACGGUGUCCUGGCCCAUUCCGAGGCUUUUCAGCCCCAAUUGGUAAUCAAAGGUCAGCCAGAUAGAGCCGUUCAAGCUGCAUCAGGUCCUGGAACAAGUGAUAACGCUCCUGCUCCGACAAAAGAUAGUUGCUUAGGCCCGAAAUCCCCUUCGGCAACUCCCACCCUGCAACAUAUUCCCGCAACUACACUUGUCCAUGAGACAGCGGACGAAAAUACGGAGAUGACGCCAGCUUCCAAGAGCCAUUCGAUUACGGCUUGGCCGGAAGAGAUAAAAUCGAGUGGAGAUGUACCUUCUAGAGGCAUGGCCUCUGAAGAGAGAAGCAACGCCUCCAAUGGGCCAUCGAGUUUGACAGCGACAGCGACAGAGUCGCCUAACAUCAAAUCGGUUGACAAGUCGUUGAAUAAAGAAAUGAAGAAAGCCCAGAAAGUAGGGUUGGAACCUAGAUCCGCUGGACCAUCAGUCUCUUCGGAACAUGGACCUGCCAUUGAUCGAGAUGCCCAGUUCUCUUUUGCAAAUGAUGCAACACAGCUGAAAGAGACUGACAGAUCAUUGCCACAACAAACCUUCGAUGCAAAGGAGGGAAAGACGGCCUUGACAGAAAGCGAGUCCACUUCCAUGUUUCCAAAGGGAUCUCCUGAUGCGAACCCGCAAGCCAUAAAAGAACCUACGGAACAGCCUGUACGCUCCCCAGAAGCUACAGCCGCCACCUCAGAGGUUUUGAAAGAUGAACCAGACCCGCACAAAUUGAGCAAGCCCACUACGUCGACUUUUGCUGGGAUGAUGGCAGCCACUGCCGCAACGUUCAGCUCUGCCAUGUUCGGGAACUGGGUAGAGGGUGACAAGAAUAAAGGGGCAAGACAAGAUGAAAAGAAACCCGAAAGCAGGGAUAAGACCCUGGAAAAAAGGAAGAAGGAAUCGCAAAAUGAUGAGAAAGCAGCAACAAAGGGCCCAAAUGACACCAAGUUACCUGCGGAAGCUAUCGACAAAAGGAUACAGGGAGAAACCCCAACGCACCGAGAAGUCCAGGAUGCGAGGAGGAAGAGGCCAGAAAAAGACUUCGCUAGUGGCAGUGUUGAUCACAAUGAAAGGCACCAUAACAUUGUUACAGAUGCUAAAGACAAGAGCGAACUGGCAGAGACAAAACCAAAAGCUUCAAAAAAGACAAACAAGGUUACAUCGUCUGCUCACGAGACGUUGUUCGAUGCGCCAGGAAAGAGUAGGCGCUCAGAAAGCUACGAGGGACCAUCGCAAGUUCUUAGCACAUCGAAAGCUCCUUCAACGAACCCGAAGAAAGAGCACAAAUCAACUUCGCGGCAAUUAUGUGCAGAAACUUCAGACACGAUAGAAAGUCCGGUGCUUGGCAAAGGAGAGUUGGAGCUUUUGAGAAGCUCCCCCCAGCCUCUUCUUCGUCGUGGAUCUGACGUUGAGGAGCCUAAGAGCGGUCUGUUACGAGAGGAUAGCAAGACAUUUACACCACUGGUGGGAUCGGAUUCGGAUAUUAGUGACAUACGCCGAUCGCCAAGCAGACUCUUAGAGCCAGUCCCAGAGGUUCCCGAGGCCGAAGUUGAACCCGCCAAGGAUGCGUUCUCAACACCAGAAGCCAAACGCGACAGCGCUCCUGUUGGCGAGGCACUGAGCUUCCAGAGACGAAGUAGACGCUCGAGCGAAGAGGCACAUCGUGACAGUGGAUUCGGAGGGGAAUUAGCCAGUCUAAGGCGAAGCAAACCUGCUAGUCAAGAGGCCUCACGCGACAGUGGGUUACAUACCGAAGACUGGGCUGAAAGGGAAAGUCAGAUACAGCCAGUUGCAGACCGCGCGGUGUUGCAAACUCCUGAUCCGCCGAGCGAGCGAAGACUUCGUCGAUCCCCGCGAGGUACACCGGUAUUGCGAGAGCCUGCAGCACCUGGACCAACACCGGAGCCAGAAAAGAAGAAACAAUAUGGAGCCCUAACUCCAGCUGGCACGGCAGUUGCCGCCGUAGCAGUGGGUGCGGGCUUAGCGGCAGCCCUACGAGGACCCGAGCCUUCAACACCAGUUCCGAUUCCGACUACGAGUCCCAACCCGAUCCUAUCAUCAGUUUCUGGUCAGAGAAGCGCUUCAGACGAUGCCACUCCUUCUCGUCGGUCAACACCUCGUCUCGAGGGUUCAGGACGUCGAACUGUCUCUAACACCAGCCUCUCUCGGCGUCGGACCCCGGAGCCGCUUAAGUUGAGGCCUGAUAGCCCAGGCAUCAACCGCUCCUCAGGCACCCCCACACCGCCGCUCCGCCGUGUUGACAAGCGAAUGAGCAGUGAUUUGCGGGCUCUUCGUCAACAAAACACCACCGCCGCCGCACCCGUCAGUUCCACGCCUGUCGCAAAUGAGGGUCGCGCCCGUGCCAAGGACAUGGCCGACGUCUAUGAUGGCUUUGGUGAGGGUCGCAUCGGCUCACCCCGAUCACCAACCCGGCCACACAGCAUGCGGCGCCGACAAAGCAUGCAGGUCCUUGAACUCGAGAAUAAGGUCGAGCAGCUAAUGGCCGAGAACCGAAUGCUCACCGAAGCCCGUGCUAUGGCUGAGACGAGCCUUAGUCAACGAGCCGCCAGCAGUUUAGCCGAUCGCGAUGCCGAAAUCGACAAUCUCAAGCAGUCAUUACAAUUUCUUCAGAACGAAGUCUCUAGACUUUCAGAAGUUAACGAUGGUCUUGCAAGCGCUAACGCCGAGCUUGCAAGUAAAGACAAUGGCCAUGUAACUGAUCUUGAGAGUCGCAAUGCCGCUGUCGCGCGUGAGCUGGAGGAAGCUCGACGCGAAAAAGGCAACACUGAACAGUCUCUUGAAGCAAAGGAUGCAGAAAUUGCCGAGCUUCGUGCCAAACUUGAUUCUGCUAAGGAGAAAAUUCGUGAUCUUCAACGCCAGAUUUUAGAAGCCAAGGCUGGCGACGAUCAUUUUCUCAAUAUCCGCGACGAGGAUCAUUUUGACCAUCGUUGCCAACAACUGUGUUCCCAUGUUCAGCAAUGGGUACUUCGGUUCUCCAAGUUCUCUGAUAUGCGCGCCUGCCGCUUAACAAGCGAAAUAAAUGAUGAGAAGACAAUUGAUCGACUCGACAACGCCGUACUCGAUGGAUCCGAUGUCGACGUUUAUCUUCGGGACCGCGUGAAGAGACGCGAUAUCUUCAUGUCCAUGACCAUGAAUAUGGUCUGGGAAUUUGUCUUUACCCGCUAUCUUUUUGGCAUGGAUAGAGAGCAGAGGCAGAAGCUCAAGUCACUGGAGAAGCUGCUGACCGAAGUCGGCCCUAUCGAAGCGGUACGCCAAUGGCGCGCCGUUACCUUGACUUUACUGGCGAAGCGCGAAAGUUUCAAGCGUCAACGUGAUCUGGACACAGAGGCCGUUGUUCAGGCCAUCUUCCAAACACUGUGUAAGAUACUCCCACCACCGUCGAACUUGGAAGAUCAAAUUCAAUCUCAGCUGCGACGUGUCAUGAGAGAGGCUGUUGGUCUCUCGAUUGAGAUGCGGACGCAAAAAGCUGAAUAUAUGAUGCUGCCGCCUUUGCGCCCUGAAUACGACGCGGACGGUGAACUAACCGCGACAGUUCAAUUCAACGCAUCAAUGAUGAAUGAACGAAGCGGCAGCAUUACAACCUCAAAUGAAGACCUUGAGGCACAAGGUGCCAUAGUUCGGGUUGUGCUUUUCCCACUUGUAGUCAAAAAGGGAGAUGAUAAUGGCAAAGGCGACGAAGAGAUAGUGGUAUGCCCUGCACAGGUUCUUGUGCCCCGCUCCAAGGGUCUGUUUGGCGGCGCAAGUGAUGGUGGAAGCACUUCCAUCGGUGCUCGGAGUCAUAUUAGCCUUGUGACUGAGACAAUGGGUCAAACUGAGGUAGAUUAUGUAGAUUAA
Fusarium tjaetaba is the source of this 20631-nucleotide messenger RNA. RefSeq lists its product as uncharacterized. The transcript has 3 exons. The record is from RefSeq and is a predicted model, not a curated record. Bases 1 to 20631 code for a protein of 6876 amino acids. Lineage: Eukaryota; Fungi; Ascomycota; Sordariomycetes; Hypocreales; Nectriaceae.